AUGGUGAAGUUUCCCUCAGAUGUCCUCUUCGAAAUCUUUUCACGACUACCCAUCAAGUCACUUCUCAAAUUCAGAUCCGUCUCUCAACAAUGGCGCAAUAUCAUUGAUGAUCCACACCUUGCUUACAUGCAACAUUCUCGCUGUGUUGAAGAACCCAAAAUCCUACUUCUCGAUCAUCACACCCAAAACGAAAAACCAAUAGAUGUAACAGUUACAAAUGUUGGGGUCUUCUUGAACGCUGACUUGAAUUUAGUUGCAAAGUUCUCAAAAUCAGUGACAUUUUACCUAGAGGAUUGUUGCAAUGGUUUGCUUUGCCUUUCAAAAAGUUAUGAUGAUAGAUUCUUGGUUUUGUUUAAUCCUCUAAGGCAACAAGUUCUACCACUGCCACCAUCUUCAGCCUCUCCUAAGCUAGGCAGUAGAAAAUAUGGAUUCUGGUUCGACCGUCCAAAGAACACAUACAACAUUGUUGUUGUUGCAGUUUUCUUACGCGAAAGUGUUGAUGAAAAACCGUGCUACAAGUUGCGUGCUAAAGUUUACACUCUUGGUACAAGCUCAUGGAGGCCUCUUAGCAAAGGUCCUCCUUGCUGUUUAGUUGGAAAGCCUAUAUUGGCAUGUGGAGCUCUUCAUUGGCAAGGACCUUGUAAAUAUAAUGGUGAUAUUGGGAAUAUUGUUUCUUUUGAUGUUAGGAAGGAAGAAUUUGGCUUGAUUUCUCCGCCCAAAUAUGAUUGCCUUGGAUAUUUGCUUGAUCUAGGGGGAAACUUGGCUAUGGUUGAUCACUCGGCUAUGUACUUUAAUAGACACAUUGACAUAUGGGUAAUGAAGGAAUAUGAAAAGAAAGUAGGGAUGGCAAUUUAG
Molecule: messenger RNA, 855 nt
Organism: Quercus robur (English oak)
Lineage: Eukaryota; Viridiplantae; Streptophyta; Magnoliopsida; Fagales; Fagaceae
Product: F-box protein At3g07870-like
Exons: 1
Coding region: 1-855 (284 amino acids)
Molecular function (GO): protein binding
Source: RefSeq, a predicted model, not a curated record